Micromonas commoda is the source of this 366-nucleotide messenger RNA. RefSeq lists its product with no specific name. The record is from RefSeq and is a predicted model, not a curated record. Bases 1 to 366 code for a protein of 121 amino acids. The transcript has a single exon. Lineage: Eukaryota; Viridiplantae; Chlorophyta; Mamiellophyceae; Mamiellales; Mamiellaceae.
AUGUCUUUUCUCACCCCCGAGAACUACAACAACGCCGUGGCCUUCGUGAUGGCGGCCUACGCCCUGCAGUUCCUCUUCAUGCCCGCGAAAAUAAUCACCGAUCACUUCAAAGCCACUACGCCGGCAAUUGCGCUCUUCGUCGCUCGCGGCAGCGCGGCCCCGAUGCUGUCGAUGGCAUACGCGAUGUACAAGAUGCAGGACCUGCAGUACACCGUGGUCUCCACCAUCAUCGUCGCCUUCAUGUACCCGCUCAACGCCAAGUACAACAUCUUCCAGAAGCUCAAGGUCAUCUACCCCAUGCACUACGUCCCGGAGGCUCUGAUGACGACGCUCACCACCACGGGCAUCUACCUGCUCGCCCAGUAA